Marasmius oreades (fairy-ring Marasmius) is the source of this 694-nucleotide messenger RNA. RefSeq lists its product as uncharacterized. The record is from RefSeq and is a predicted model, not a curated record. The coding region runs from base 222 to 650 and encodes 142 amino acids. The transcript has 3 exons. Lineage: Eukaryota; Fungi; Basidiomycota; Agaricomycetes; Agaricales; Marasmiaceae.
CCCAGUCCGACCGUGUAACGGUGUACUAGUGACUCCGUACAUCGCCGCAAAAUCGGUAUUUCGUGAAUGCUUAGCCGCUAGGCUGGUGCGGGAUCACUUAAGUACCAGCCGGUGUUCUUUCCCCGCAAGUCUGCAGUGUUGCAUGGUGUGGCUCUCGAAGAAUGUAUAAAUGUAACUUAUGAGGGCCUAGCUUGGGUUCUUCCAUAUUCACCACCCUCAACAUGAAGUUCAUCUCGUUUAGCAUCUUUUCGGUUUUGAUCGCCUCUGCAUUCGCUCAACGAGCCGAAAUUGGUCUUCCCCACGACGGUGCCCAAGUCACCUCUGGGUCUCAAGUCACAGUUCGUGUCGAUCGUCCUAAUUUCCUAUCCAGCACGCAAGAAGUGGUCAUCGUUCUGGGUUUCCAGUCUUGUCCCAACACCCCGUGCCACGCUGCGUCUGACGGUAUAGGCGAAGUCCUAUACAACGGGCCAUAUAACCCCACAUUCGAGGUCCCUUCGAGCUCUCUUCCACCAUAUCAAAAUUUUACUGUGACGAUUCCUGCUUCUACUCCUAAAGGGGCAGCACAGUUGAGUUUGUCCCAUUUUAGUCUGGUUGGGGCCAGCCGUCAACCAACUCUCGAAAUCAAGAGUGUCAACGUCGCGGUAGUGUAGUACAAGGUCUCUGUACCCCUAUUCUAAGCGUAAAUCACCGUGAC